AUGAACCCCCCUCCGCUCCCGCCGCCGCCCCAAGGGCGCUCCCUUGACCGGGCCUCAUACCUAGCGCCGACCAAGGCCAGCCGAGCGAAAUCUCAUACUACUGAAGAUUCCACCCAAAGUCGCAGCAAUAGGGCACCGCCUUUGACUUCGCGAAGAUCGCCUAGUGGACGCAAUUUGAACGACCAACAAUCUCAAGCUGGAUCGAAAACGUUUGGUUUGCGCGACCGAAAAGCUCUCCGCCCCUCGUUGUCUUCAACUGCGAGCCCCAUGGGAAGUUCCAACCGUGACAAGCCGUCACCCGUAUGGAUCUCGAAUCGAAGAUCUAGCGGGCUAGAAGCGCUUGCUGCGCCGCCAAGACGAGUUUCAAGGAGGAUUGUUCCCUCGGACCUAACAUUCCAGUCGCCAGUAGGGACGAAAAGAGCUGAGCUGGACCCGGGGGUCACGAAUACCCCGGAGGAUCAAUUGGCGCUUGAGCUGGGUAGCGCCACGGGUGGAAACGAGCCGAACAGGGACUGGCAAUCGGCGGCCUUGGAAGAGGAUUCUGAGGAGCCCGAUUUGCCCCCGACCCCUACUCAGUUGGGACUUGAGAAGCUCGCCGGGCGCCCAAGGAGGCUUUUAAGUAGCAGCCCUACGACCCAACGAUUCGGAAGACGACGACCGACCGAUCCCCUAGGGCAAAGCCCCUCGAAGCUUAGAAAUGUAGACGAUGGCACAAACGUAGAGGGCUCGCUCGAGGCAGUCACCCGAGCAUUGUUUCCAGAGCCUGUGGCCAAAAAGCGAAAACUGAGGGAGGAGCUUACUGCCGACGCGCAACAGCUGAAAGAGCAUAUUGCAGACCUCGAGUCUUGGUCGGCGAACCUUGGCCAAAAUGAUGAUCAUGUAGAGCCUGACGUGAGCAAAGUCAUUUCCUUGCUGGUAUCCGAAUGCCUUGCCACCACAAAUGCUGCCAUGCGUCCCACCGAUAUACCCGUGUCCUCACUCAUCUCGACACUGCUUCCGUUUUCUUCAACCGCCCCCUUAAAGACUCCCGCACCAUCGUCUCCAUCAAAUCCUUUUGCUCUGAAUGGAACUGCGCAAGGAAAACCGCAUCUGACGGUCUUUGCUCCUUUAUCUCUUAAGACUCACUCGGAUAUUGUACCCGACCCGAACUUCGUCUUUCUGGAGAGACAUAGCUUAAUGUUUUCCGCGCCAGCCCCCUUCCCACCUGAGCUAUACAGUAUAUCCUUGGUCUACGAGACAAACUUCCAAGAUCAAGCUUUGGUGUCGGUAACAGCACCUGACCCAAUGCCCCAAUACUUACGGCUUUGGAUCGAUUCCCGAUUAGCGAAUCCUUUGACGAAGUUGGACGUGUCGGGCCUCUGCUGGGGUGUCAAUCGGUACUGGGAGGCAGUCUUAUCGCGCGCCUACGUAUGGCUGCAGCUUGAAAAUUAUCAUACGGGCUUGCUCGACGGCCAAUCGGGCGUAGAUGACAUAGCAUUGCAGAGCGCGACGGAAAACCUCACGGUAACAAACUUGCGCAAGAUCCUACCCCACCUUCAGCGCACAUCGAUGGUUUUCGAAAAAGACGACGGAGGAAUCAAAGUCAUGCUGUCAUGCGAAAUCACCAUCGAUGAAUGGGCUUGCGAACCUCAAUUGACCCCAGGUCUUACCGUCUCGGGUUCCUCGAUAUCCAACGGCUCUGUUGGAGAUAAAACAGAACAGGAAUCUAAGGAUCUAUUCAAUGCCGUCCUCCAUGAGAACACCAGUAGUCCGGCAGGAUCGGCAGGUGGUCUUGAUGCCAAUGCGGUUAUCCAGGCCACCAAUCAUGUUCUCGGCGCUCUGUUUGGCGUUGGUGCAAGUCCGCCCUCCAAGGAUGAAGAGCGAUAG
Molecule: messenger RNA, 1866 nt
Organism: Aspergillus melleus
Lineage: Eukaryota; Fungi; Ascomycota; Eurotiomycetes; Eurotiales; Aspergillaceae
Exons: 2
Coding region: 1-1866 (621 amino acids)
Source: RefSeq, a predicted model, not a curated record